CAGAAACAGAUGCCGAAAUGCUUUGGCUUGAACAACAUGCGUUAACUUCCUCCUAAAAAAUAAAAAGGUGACACUUCAAGACGUUUUCAACGUCGACACUAAUUUUAAAAAGAGCAGAAGAAAAAGGGCUUUAAAGUGUCUCUCCUCAAAGCUGGACAGAUAUGAACCCGUCUCCACAGGACGAAGUCAGGCCUCAAAGUGCCGUGCUAAUUGCAUCACUUGUUGUGCUGAAUAUGAUUUGGUGGAUGAUUAUGAUUACAGCCAUCGGUUUGGGAGCUACACAUCUAAGCCUUUGCCCAGUGCAGUCCAACAUCCCCAUUUACCUUAUAGCUCUGGGAGUAUCCAACCUCCUAGCUCUGUCUCUGACCUACACCUCCACCACCUGGGGGGAAGGCAUGGUCUCCAUCAUGUGCUCCACCUGCACGGCCAUCCUGCACCUCAUCAGUUUCGGCCUUUUCUUUGCAGGCAGCACCUGGGUUUAUCCUGUUUAUCCUCCUGACUACACACCCGGUGCACUUAGAUACUGCCACAGGACAACAUACCAGUUUGCCUUCGCUGUCACCACCCUGGUGUGGGCCGCAGCAACCCUCAUCUUCAUCUGCGGUUGCUGCUUUGCUCUGGUGACCUGCGCUACGUGUGCCAUUUCAGGAAACAGAUUGUUACCCGGCCGAUAUAGUUUCUAUGGCUCCACUAGACAUUCUCACGAACCCGCUGGUGGUGAUGUGUGAUGCAGAUUUUUUAUGUCUAGAGAACAGAGCCCGUAAAGAAUUUACGGGCUCUGUUGUCAAUAGCUUUGAAGAAAGGUGCCUUACUUCACUUGUGAACAUUUUGGCAACACCUGUUUCAUUACAUGCUACCGGUUGAUACCAACAGAAAAGUUGAUAAAAGAGAAGUUGAUACUUCUACAUCAUUACAUCAAAGAUGAGAAGUUAAACCACUGAACUUCAGCCAAAACAAGUAUCUGAAUGUGUGCUGUAGCCUGUGCAAUGAUACAUGUGCGCCUUUGAGGUUUUAUCGGACACCAAAAAAUUGCUGCAGCAUUACAAAUAAUGUAUGGAAUAAGUACGGAACAAAAAGAUAAAGAAAGAAAUGGAUCAGAGAGAACAAAGACACAAUAUUAUUUUUGGCUCAUUGUCUGUUUCAUUUUUCUAACAUUGUAACAUUUUCCUAAUAACAUGUAUGAAUCAACAAACAAAUUAAAA
Messenger RNA from Gasterosteus aculeatus aculeatus (three-spined stickleback), 1202 nucleotides. RefSeq names its product transmembrane protein 272. NCBI's taxonomy places the organism in Eukaryota, Metazoa, Chordata, Actinopteri, Perciformes, Gasterosteidae. The record is from RefSeq and is a predicted model, not a curated record.